Ictalurus punctatus (channel catfish) is the source of this 2459-nucleotide messenger RNA. RefSeq lists its product as uncharacterized. Bases 235 to 1200 code for a protein of 321 amino acids. Lineage: Eukaryota; Metazoa; Chordata; Actinopteri; Siluriformes; Ictaluridae. The transcript has 5 exons. The record is from RefSeq and is a predicted model, not a curated record.
UACUCUGCUGCUGCUAGGUUGUGUCGUUACAACUCUCUGGCGUCUUUUACCGUACUGCUUGGGAUGCUGUUACGAUAUGAGCUAAAACCGGGAAGCUAGCUAGUCAUAGUGAGUUAUUAUCCAUUGUGUAUGGAUAGGUGAAAAUAAAGCGUUUCGUGCACUAAUGUGUCCAGCUAGCUGUUAGCUAACGUUAGUGCCUAGGCGUUUAGAUAGCUAGCCAGUUAGCAAAAGAAAAUGCAUCUUUUGUAUACAGUUCUCGCUGCACUUUUGUCUUUCCUGGUCAUGAAAUGGAUGAAGCGCAGAAGGUACUGCAUGGAUGUAAAAAGACUGGAUGGAAAAACUGUUGUUAUAACUGGCGGUAACUCUGGCGUCGGCAAAGAGACAGCGGUGGCUUUGGCCCUGCGAGGAGCCCGAGUUAUCAUUGCCUGCAGGGAUGAAGACCGAGCCUCCAAGGCCGUACGGGAGAUCAAGAACAGGAGCCGCAACAUGAACGUACUCUUCAUGGAGGUGGAUCUGGCCAACAUGAGGUCCAUCCGAGAGUUCUGCAAGAACUUCCUGCAGAAGGAGAAGAGGCUGGAUGUUCUCAUCAAUAAUGCAGGUGUUCCCAGUGUCCUGGACUGGACCGACGAUGAUUUUUCCAUGUGCUUUGGCGUAAAUCACCUGGGUCACUUCCUCCUAACCACUCUUCUUCUGCCACGACUUAAGGAGAGCACGCCGAGCCGCGUAAUCACCCUCACCUGCUCCAGCUACAAGUACCAGAGACUGGAUUUCCAGGAUCUUAACUACAACCUGUUUCCUUUCUUCACCUACUGCCGUAGCAAACUGGCCAAUAUCUACUUCACCCAGGAGCUGGCUCGCAUCACCGAGGGCAAAGGAGUGACUGCCUACGCUGUGCAUCCUGGUUAUGUGCAGAGUAACUGGACGUGCCACUACUCCUUCCUGUACCAGCUGCUCAUGAAGGUGGUCACGUUUAUGCUUUUCGUGCCGUGCGAGGCCGGGGCGCAGACGGUCGUGCACUGUGCCGUAGCAGACGAGGUGACUGCUCACAACGGGGGUUACUUCAGCGACUGCAGACCCGCCUCGUUAAAACCUUACGCCAAGGACAGCGGUGUGGCCAAAAAACUCUGGGAAGCUAGUGAGAGGAACCCAAAACAGACAGCGGGCUACCGUGAAGACUUCAACUUCAGAGUAACUAGGUGAAACGGAAGAACAGCAGGGAAUUAGGAACGGCGUGAAACGAUACGGUACUAAAACAACCGAGUCGAGUGGUUUGCGUUAUCAGUGCAGGUAAUAUUACUACAUCAUUCACAUCAGAUUCAACUUCUCCACUGUUUCGUAACUGAUGACCCUUACGAGCAUCCUGAAAGCAAGUACGUCUACAUCUCCACUUCCCUGAUGAAUAAGAGCAACUGGGAUUUCACUCCACAGGUCUAAGUGUAUUAAGCACAAUCACUAUAAUUACUUCAGUGUCUAUCCAACAGAGUAACGCAAUUAUUCAUGCUGAAAGCGAAUCCAAAUCCUCCGUUCGGUUCCUGUUCAUUCAGACAUCACAUCAGCCACCUGCACUGACAACAAGGAGCGUGAAUACGAAAAAGAAAAAAAAAAAAAAAAAGCAUGCCUUGAAAUAUUAUCACCGAUUUUAGAAUCUUGAUCUCAGUGUUUAUUACACCUUUUUCGUUUACAUAAUAUUCAUCGAGACAAAAAUAUUUUUAUGCACUUACAAAGCUUGGAAAAUAGAUAAGAGAAAGGUUUAAAUAACCAGCAUUCAAUAGAAAAUGAAAAUAACCCCCCCAAAAAAAAUAAAGAAGAAAGAGAAAGAACACCAAACUUCUUGUUUGAGUGACUUGUCAUGCAAAGAAAGUCCGGCUAAAACGCUAGUAAACUGCCGCUUUAAUACUGUGUGUCCUGUUUAAGAGUAAUAAUGUGCAUCACUUAUUUUACAUGAUUAUUUUCAAUGGUAAACACACAUUAAAGAAGAACAUUAGUACAUUUUACAUGCUGUUUAGUUAUGUUUUUUUUUUUUUUUUUUUUUAAAUAAUAUUCACGGAGUGACCUUGAGUGGGUAUUUUUUUUUUUUUUUUUAUAGCAAACAUAUAUAAACAUAUGUACUAGUCUCAUAUCACUUUGUGUCAAGACAAGAGACGAGAUGAGCCAUCCAGAGUGGGACACAAAAGGGAUCCACAGAGAAUUGACUCUAAAAUACACCCGGCCCGAAGCACAGCACUAGAGCCAAAACAGAUACCCAUCCUGAUUGUCUUAUGGGGUCGCUCCCGUUCACAAAUACGACUCCUUUUUAAAUGAUUCACUGUAGGAUCUGUAAAAGGGGCUUCGAGGAAAAUAAGUGCCCAUCAAAGCUGUAAAAGCUCAAAGAUUAAUAACAAUAUUCACUAAAGCCUGAUAUUGUCACUACACUGUAAAACAAUGACAAUAAAAUUCGCUCGUGAGUGGAAAAAAAAAGG